Messenger RNA from Exophiala mesophila, 2135 nucleotides. RefSeq lists its product as uncharacterized. Lineage: Eukaryota; Fungi; Ascomycota; Eurotiomycetes; Chaetothyriales; Herpotrichiellaceae. The record is from RefSeq and is a predicted model, not a curated record. Bases 687 to 1469 code for a protein of 260 amino acids. The transcript has a single exon.
CCAAAGGCUCCAAUCUUCAAAAAUCUCGGUCUACUUUGUCUACUCCGUAGACCAUCUUCUAGUUAGAGUUCAGGGAACGCUUCUCCAGCGCGAUUCUGGAUUCCACCCUCCCUCGCCCCUGCGUGUGUACCUUUGAUCCUCGCUCCUGUCACGGUGCAGCUUGCAUGUCUAUCCUUCCAUACAACUUUGUCCCAACACAUCCAUCCCGUCAAAUCACACCUUCUUCUGCAGGCAAGGAAAAGUCUCUCAUUUGACCACCAAUCCGUCCGCUCUUUUCUUUUCAGCUUCUCUUCCAACCAACAAUCACACGCACACUUUCCUUAACACGACGGUCGAUUCGUCCUGUAGCCGCACCUCGGCGUCCUCCAUUCACCCGUGUGUUGGCUGGCUCUGCGAAGCCAUUCUCUCCUUCAGAACUACAUCCAACUUGACCAUUCCAACCUCUCCGAUCCUUCACAUUUUGCGUGGACUGCGUCCCGCAUUGACACUCCCUUGACCAACUAAAACUUCCAUUCUACAACCAACACUACAUUCCGGUCGACUAGGCACGUCGAACCUCAGGCAAACGACCCUACUUCAAUCUAUACCCCAUUGUUACACGGCAGUCUAAGUUGGGCGUUGAUUGGGCACAGACUCUCCAGACCACUACAUCGAGAUUCUACACACUCUUCGUCUAGAAUUGAGUCAUGUCCAACUCUACAAUGGCGCUUGCCCGAGCCUUCACCAGGCGUAACAAACGCAGCGUUGAUCAGUCGUCCUUCCAAGGCGGCUUGUCCGUCAAGUAUGCCCCGGGUACCAUCAAUCGCAAUCAGAUUUCGCUCCCGACAGAACUCAUCUCGACCACCAAUGUACAAGCAUUGAACGCCCCCGAUAUUCGAUCCAUGUCUGGUUCCUCGACUGGCUCGAUCAACUCCAACUUCGACUCCGAUUUCUCAACCAUCGAUCGAAGUUUCCUCACCAACGCAGGAAGUGACGCUUCCUCAAUCGAGAGCAGUGGACCUGCUACACCCAUGACCCCUUCCAAUGACGAAAUCAAGUCUUUCUUUGAUUCCAAAACUUCACCACCCGUCCUACCCUCCAUCGCCUCGCCAUCUGUCCUCGACACACCGACAGUUCCACAACGUUCGCCUUCACACUCCAAAAAGGCACAUGUUGAGUUGUCGCGGAAAAAGUCAAUUCAGCGAAUGUCGCCUCCUCCCACUACUCUCAACAAACCAGCUCGCAACAGUGCGGAUAUCUUCAACAGGUCAACAGAUCCCAACCACCCGUUCGGAAGGGAGUUGGCUCAAGUCAACGAGAUUGCUGAAGAGUUCGGCGCCACUGCGAGAAUGAUGGAUGAAGAAGAACGAGAAAUCAUGGACAAGGGUCUGUGCAAGUUUGGUGUGGAGGAUUACUUGGACGAAAUCGCCGAGUUAUACGGCGGUAUCUUCGAGGACAAGCUCACUUCACUGGCCAAGCCGUGGAUCUGAACAAGAUCAAGCUCUUUGCGAGAUUCACGACUGUAACGACUGGGGAGCAUUAAGGGCACUUUGGCGAUUUCUUCCUGACGGGAAGGUGGCGUUGAGACAUAGCGGACAAACGGAACCCUGCAUUUUAUGGGUGUAUCCUUACAACAUUUCUUUCUUUGUUCUAUGUGAGGACACCCCUCUUGAAUGCGCGGGGAGAACCCGCUCAAGAUGGCGGAGAGAGCUUUUGGCGUGUGCUGGUAUAUGAGGGUAAUCUCUCGAACAACGGGUCGAGUCUGUGACUGGUCACCUGUUCGACUUGGGAGAUGUUCCACUAAUUGACGAUGAUGCCGUGCCAACUGAUUUGAUCACCAUCUGGGUGGCAGCGGUGGGAUGCUGAGGAAGACAUCUGCAGGGGGUUUUGAUGUGAAGUGUACUGAUCGAGUUCUACACCUACCUUGCACGACAAAAUGAGACAUGGGGCUAUUUCAAUUGGUGCCGGUAUCUUUGUGUUUGCUCACGACAUUUCGAUAGAACAAACAGAGCCAUCCCAUCAUUCGAAUCCUGAUUGAUAGUAAAGGCACAAGGAGACGUUUUUCUCUUCAUUAAUGCCGUUUGAUGUCCUUUCUUGACUUGUUCUAUAAUUUUGACGAGAAAGUCCACAUGCGUAAUUCUGAGAGGAGUUUGACG